Tachyglossus aculeatus (Australian echidna) is the source of this 1309-nucleotide messenger RNA. RefSeq names its product mercaptopyruvate sulfurtransferase (gene MPST). Bases 149 to 1102 code for a protein of 317 amino acids. Gene Ontology annotation, cellular component: mitochondrion. The record is from RefSeq and is a predicted model, not a curated record. Lineage: Eukaryota; Metazoa; Chordata; Mammalia; Monotremata; Tachyglossidae. The transcript is spliced from 2 exons. Gene Ontology annotation, biological process: transsulfuration. Gene Ontology annotation, molecular function: thiosulfate-cyanide sulfurtransferase activity.
CCGAGGGCCGUUGUUAGCGGUGUGGUAUUUUGGGUGGACUCUGACCUCUCUCUCUUUCCGUGUCCCAUUCCUCCCCCGCCUCCGCCCUUGGAAUCUCUGCCGUCCCGGGCCGAUAACCCCACCUGUGCCCGCCGCACGGCUCUUCCUCAUGCAGCCCGGAGGGGCCCGGCAUCCCCGCUGUCAGUCAACCCGGCGGGGCCCCGACGCCAUGGCCUCCCAGCUCCUCUUCCGGGCCCUGGUGUCGGCUAAGUGGGUGGCGGAGGCCUUGAGGUCUCCCGGGACGGGGCAGCGGGUGCAGCUGCUGGACGCCUCCUGGUACCUGCCGAAGCUGAAGCGCGACCCCCAGAAGGAGUUCGAGGACCGGCACAUCCCCGGCGCGGCCUUCUUCGACAUCGACCUGUGCAGCGACCGGACCUCUCCUUACGACCACAUGCUGCCCACCGCCCAGAGCUUCGCCGAGUACGCGGGCAAGCUGGGCGUGGGCGGAGACACGCACGUGGUGGUGUACGACGCCAGCGAGCAGGGCCUCUUCUCCGCCCCGAGGGUCUGGUGGAUGUUCCGGGCCUUCGGGCACCGGGCCGUCUCCCUGUUGGACGGCGGGCUGCGGAACUGGCAGCGAGAGGGGCGCCCGCUGGGCUCGGGCCGGGGCCGCCCGGUGCCCGCCGAGUUCCACGCCACCCUGGACCCCGCGUUCGUGAAGAGCUACGAGGACAUCAAGGAGAACGUGGAAUCUCGCCAGUUCCAGGUGGUGGAUGCCCGGGCCUCGGGGCGGUUCAGGGGGACGGAGGCGGAGCCCCGAGAAGGGAUAGAACCGGGCCACAUCCCCGGCAGCCUCAACAUGCCCUUCACGGACUUCCUCACGGAGCAGGGCCUGGAGAAGAGCCCAGAGGAGCUCCGCGGCCUGUUCCGGGAGAAGAAGGUGGACCUCUCCCAGCCGCUGGUGGCCACCUGCGGCUCGGGGGUGACCGCCUGCCACGUGGCCCUGGCCGCCUACCUGUGCGGGAAGCCGGACGUGGCCAUCUACGACGGGGCCUGGGUGGAGUGGUUCAUGCGGGCCCGGCCCGAAGACGUGGUCUCGGAGGGCAGGGGCAAGACCCUCUGAGGGUGGGGGUCAGCUGGGCUGGGUUUUCAAAUUCUCUUCUUCUGCAAGGCCAAAGCUUUGGAUUCCAGUCCUUUGCCUUCCGACUGCGGCAUUCUCCCCCACUGCCUGGGACCACUACCUUCCAUCCUCAGGAUAAUCAGUCAAUCAAUCGUAUUUAUUGAGAGCUUACUGUGUGCAGAGCACUGGACUAAGCGCUUGGGAAGUACA